Pediculus humanus corporis (human body louse) is the source of this 2700-nucleotide messenger RNA. Its product is annotated as ankyrin repeat domain-containing protein 30A, putative. The transcript has 9 exons. Gene Ontology annotation, biological process: meiotic spindle midzone assembly; mitotic cytokinesis; metaphase chromosome alignment. Gene Ontology annotation, cellular component: meiotic spindle midzone; kinetochore; midbody. NCBI's taxonomy places the organism in Eukaryota, Metazoa, Arthropoda, Insecta, Psocodea, Pediculidae. Bases 1 to 2700 code for a protein of 899 amino acids. The record is from RefSeq and is a predicted model, not a curated record. Gene Ontology annotation, molecular function: protein serine/threonine kinase activator activity.
AUGAAUGACCAACAGUUUUUAAAAGUGUUACCUUUUUUGGAUAACAAAUGCUGCCAAAUUGGAACUGAAACUGAUGUUUUUAUGCAUUCUACAUUUUUGCUCCCUAAAACUCCUAGCCAAAAAAGAACAAGACAAAACAAAAGAACUAAAAAUCUAUCGACAGCUUUUAAUUCAAAACAAUCAAUUGCUAAUUCUACAAUGUGUUUAGAUAAUUCUAAUCUAAACUCGACAAUAUCAACUCGAACAAGAGCUGCUAGACGAGGACUUACAUCUAAGAUAUCAUCACAAUUAAAUGUUACUUGUGAAAAACAAGUAUUAGGAGUUGAAGAAAUAAAAAAAGAAGUUAUUAUCGAAAGCACUGUAAAUAAAACUAUUACAGUUAAUGAAACGUUUGUCGUACAAAAUACUUCGACUUGCACCAAAACAAUAAUUAAAAAGAAGAAAAAUAAGAAAAAGGCAUCAGUUCUUGAUGAGACAUUACAGGAACAACCUAAAAGAAAAAAUACAGAAGGAUCGUUAGAAAACGACAAGAGUCCAUUUGAAAGUCAAAAAUUGAAAAGAUCUAAAACAAUGAGCGAAACAACUCCUUUGAGAAAAAGUAAAAGUAUAUUUUCAAGAACCCUGAGUGAAGGUCCCAUUGAACAAAAUACAUUUCAAGUAAUGGUCACAAGUCCGAAAGAGCAAAAUAAUUCAAACGUAGCAGUAGUAGAAGUCAAAAGGAAAAGUUCUAGAACACUAAGUGAAAGUCCUAAUCUGAGGCCACGAAAAAUGUCGAAAACGUCGAACGAAGAAAAUGGAUUUGGUAAAGCCAAUUCGUCAGAAAUUAUAGAUCAGAAAUCUAAUGGGACACAUUACGAAAUCAAAACUCCCAGUUUAAGCCCGAUAGAAAACAGUAAAAUUUUGCCUUUCGAAACUCCAUAUAGAAGCCCUACUUUAAGAUCUAGCAGUCGUAAAUGUAAUAGAAGUUUAAGCGAGAGUCCAAUGGAAUUAAAAAAAGAACGUCAAAGUUUAAGAAAUAGAAAACAAACAAAUGUCGAUGAGAACAAUACAAUAAAUAAUGUUAAUAUAAUGACCGUCACGAAACAUUAUGAUGGCGAUGAUGGCGACGACGACGACGUGACAAAUUCUACGAGGAAAAAUGAAAUAAAUCUAUCAGAGGAUAAAAAAAUGAAGGAAAAUUUUAAAUAUAACCAAACCAUUACGCUACCAUUGAAGGGAAAAAAAACAAGAUCGUUUGGAAAUAGUAAAUUGAAUGAUGAUUUGAGCGAAAUAGGUCACACGAAAUUGGUAGAAACUAGUUUGGAUGAUAAUGAUGGUGAUUCGUUCGAAAAAAGUCUCGAUGAAGUUUUGAUACUACCGAAGAAGAAAAAAAUGAAAAGAAAAAUUAAAAAAAGUCAUUCGAAGAAUGGGAGCCUUAAAGAAAAUGAAGAAAGCGUGAGAAUAACAAGAACAAAAUCCAAAGCAAUGAAAGAAAGUUUAAAUAAUAAUUCAUCUUAUGAAAAUAAACAAAACAAAAUAUUAAACAAAGCCAAAAUGACGUCGUUGAAAAAAGAACAAUUAACUGCUUUAUUGGAAUCGAAUAAAUUAUCCGGGAUAAAAGGGGAAAAUUUAACAAAUGGCGGGUACAUGACUCCGUCGGCUAAAUAUCAAUUAUUGAGUUGUAGCAAAAUGAAAAAAACACCUUUGGCAACAUUGCCCAACAGCACGAUAAAAAAACCUAAAACUUCGGGUUAUAAGGAUCGAUUGAAAACGAAAGUCAUGAGAAGAGACAGUUCGGUUGAAAAUACUUUACCCCAUAAGGCGGUUAAAGUCCCGGAAAGCGAAACGAAAUUAUUAUCGAAAAAAAAGAAAGAAGAUGAAGCUGCGAAGAAAAGGGAAAAGGUGAUAAAGAAAAAACAGGAAGAAUUAAGAAAGAAAAAUGAAUUGAAGCAUCAGUUGGCGAUGAAACAACGUGAAAAAUUAGAGCAGGAAAAGUACAACAACAUCAUACAGUCGGAAAAGGAAAAAGAAGAAAGGCACAAAUUGAUAUUGCAAGAAAGGCAAAUGAAAUUGAAAGAAGAAGUGUACAAGAAGAAAAUGUUGGCACAACAAAAGGCGGCGGAAAUAAUUGAAAGGCGACGACACGAAGAAGAAGCACGAAUAGCGAAAUUGAAAGAAAUCGAAGCGGAAGAACAGAGAAUCGCACUAGAGAAACAAAAGGAACAAGAACGUUUGGAAAAAAGAGCUCAGGAACGUUUGGCAUUGAAAAAAGCGAGAGAGGAAUACGAAUUGCAAAUGAAACAAGAGCUCGAAACGGAAAAAUUAAAAUUCGAAAAAUUAGGAUCGGGUAGUAGUAGUAAUAAUAAUAAUAAAUUUUUAAUGAGCGGAAGCAAAAUGGCGAGCGCGAGUAAAAAACAAAGGUUCGGAUUAUUGAACGAGAAAAAAGAAUGGGAUUACAAACCUAGAAAUGAAAACGACUACGGAUUGGAAGAUGAAAAUUCCGAAUUCGAAAGCGACGAUGAAAAACCUCGUCCGUGUAAACCCUGUCCGAGUUGGUGCGAUGGAUUGGCACCGAUAAGGAAAAUAAUCACUCUCGACAUGCUCAACGAAUACAUGCCCUGCUAUCAAAAAUCACCGGACAUACAAAAAAUGUUUAAUUUGACUCCAACGAGAAGAAUCAAAAGAACUUCGAGUGCAAUAUGGAACACUCCGACGUCGUGA